ACGGGAUCCCAAAGUUCAUCGGCGUCAAAAGCGAAACCUAACAUCUCCACGAUUCGAGGAAACCUUGGCUUCGGAUACCCUCGCGCAUGGCGGCAUCGAUGGUAGCAUCCUCUCCGAAUCUUGAUCGGCGUCCUCCCUCGAUGACGAAGGUCCGAAUCUGAUCUCCAUCUCCCUGUCUGCCACUGAACAACGUUGUACCCAUUGAUUGUUCGUUUAGGGUUAGGGUUUCCUACUUCUUCUUCUUCUUCUGUUUCUCUUGUCUUGAUUUGUAUGCAAUGAUAUCGGUAUGUAUGUGAGGCUAAUUGCUAGGGUUUUGAUGAUCGGAGGCGGUUCUUGAGAUUCCGUGAGAGGGUUGAGAUCUUUUCCGCUGAUUCCUGUUCUUCUAGUUUCUUAGUUGUAACUUUUUGAAGAAGAGAAGAUGCGGGGUUCGACAAGAUCCCGUGGCGGAGGACGAGAGGGCAGAGGAGCUAGGGCUUCUCCCCCCAGUACCCCGACAGGGCCGACAGCCAGCACCAAGAACAAGGAGAGACUCUCUGAUUGGCGCCAUGCCACCGUUCCACGUCGCUCGCGCCGCAGCCUCAGCCCUCCACGGCCCCAACUUUCUCCAAGCCGCGGGAACACAACCAUAGACCGAAGAGAGCAUGCUCUUCGUCACCAGUACCAGGAGAAACAGCAACUCCAGCGGGUGCACCGUCCUUCUCCAACAGUGCCGCCCCCUCGCAGCCGUGGGGCAGCCUUUGGGGACCUGGUAGAGGGCUACCAAUACCCGCCCAAGUACAUGUUACCUGACCAUCCGUCUGAAUCAAAGCUUCCACGGCCCAUUAAUGAUUCGGAGAUUUAUCACCAUGGCAUUGUUGCUCCUCACUCGUCAUCUGGGCUGGACAUCCAGGACAUGCUAUCUCACAAAUCAGUGUUUUCAGAUAAUGUUCCUAUGCGGCCCUUCCUCGGACACCCCUCUGAUGGCACCUAUCCAAAGGAUUCUACUGUUAUGAAGAGCACUGAAGAUCAUGGAGGCGGCACUGGAACUCUUACCAGGGGAAUCCGAGACAAUGAGGGUAUUCGGUAUCAUAACCACCCGAGUGAUACACAUGUUGAGGUAGAGAGGGAGAAGGUCUACUCUCGAGAUAGGUCUUUUCCCUUUGUGCCUCCUUCACAUAGGAUGUCAUCUUUUCCUGGUUCUUCUGCCAGCUUUGUCAACAAUGACUAUGUGAACAUGUAUCAUGACCACCUUCAUCAGCCAUCUGAUGAGUUUGGUAGGGGAACUUCCAGUAAGCUAUUGGAGAAUCCUUUGCAUCGAGAAGUCUUUGGUUCAGCUGAUACACUGAGACGAGCACCAGUUAGCCCACUGGCAAGGGAUGAGCCGUGGGAAUAUGCUUAUCGUGAGAUGGGCCAGCGAGAGAGGGAUGACCAUGGCUAUGUGGUUGCAGAUAACAUGCGCCUAAAGGCACCGUUGGAAUAUUCUGGUGAAUAUCAAGAUCCACUGAGUUCAUUGUUUAUGGAUGCUGCUGAAGACACGGUUAAUGAGGCAGGAGAUGCAUCUUGGAAGACUGUACAUGAGACUGGGCUUUGGGACCAGCGGCGUGUGUUGCCUCGAGAGGUCCUUCCAGAAUGUAGGAUCCAUAGGGAGGCGUGUGAGGACUUUUUGGAUUCUUCUGAGAGUAAGCAAUAUGACUUCAGAAUGAAAGUAUCAAGAGAUCAUGAGCCUGAACUUUAUGAAGAAAACCAUGCUUUUGGAAGAGAUUCUGGUCCUAUCGAUUAUAGGGGAAGAGUUAAGAGUCCAAUGUUGUUAGACCAUCAUGUGAGUAUUUAUAAGCAUGAUAUAAGCCCACCACCGACGGAGUAUUACAGGGAUGAUUUAGAUGUGUAUGAACCAUCUUCAGAAAGAAUGAUUAGAAACCAAUAUUAUAGUAUGGAGGAGGAUAUAAUCCGAGGUGAUUUGACAAGAAUGGUAGAUAAUCGAAAUGCCUUUAAAAGGAUUCAGCCACCCGUUGGUGAUGAUGGCAUAUGGUUGAAUGAGGAUAGAAUACGAACGAGGCAUUCUAAAAGAUCUGCUUUGGGACGUUCUCAGCAUAGAAUGGCCUCACAUCAGAUGCUUGCCCCUGAUGAUGGCUUGUAUUCUGGUAAUUCUACUAGACAUAUAGAUGUUGGCCGUGGUCAGACCUUGAAGAGGCGGCUUCGACCAGGCCCUUCAGAUUUCAAUGGAUCAUUUUCUUCAGAGAGAAGACAUUCGUCAUUGAGGCCAUUGAAAUUCUUAAAAAGAAGCAUUGAAAAUCGCAAUGGUGGCAGUGAAGUGCAAACUAGAGACUUUUCUAGUGGUAAUAAUCUGCUUAAGAAGACUGAACCACCAGAAGGUUCAGAGGAGUUUAAACAGCUAGUUCAUAAGGCCUUCCUUCGGUAUACUAAGAUGUUGAAUGAAAGCCCACAACAUCGGGAAAGAUAUCAGGAGACAGGAAAAGCCAGCAACCUGCUUUGUUGCGCGUGUCGCAGCCAAAAAAAGUACUUUCCACAUGUGCAUGGCCUGGUGAGCCACUCUUACUACUUCCCCAAGGUGGGCUUAAGAACCGAACAUCUGGGUUUGCACAAAGCUCUUUGUCUUCUUAUGGGCUGGAAUUGGCACAUGACUCCUGAUUCUUCAAGGGCAUACCAGACAAGGCCUGCCACUGAAGCUAAAGCAUUGAAGGAGGACCUUAUCCUUUGGCCUCCAAUCAUCGUUGUUCAUAACAGUUCUAUUGGGGCCAAGAAUAAGAUUAUAACCAUUAAAAGAAUGGAGGAGAUACUCAAAGAAAUGAGUUUUGAGACAGGGAAGAUCAGGGUUUCUUGUGUGAAUCCUCCUGAUGAAAGUAUUUUUCUGGUGAAAUUUAUGCCUACUCUCUCAGGAUUGCGGGAAGCAGAAAGGCUUCAUAAUCACUAUGCAGAUAACAAACGAGGACGGAAAGGAUUUCUAGAUGUUUUAUUGAAGAACACUGAUGGUGAGAGCAGAGGAGCUGGCCAACUUGACAAGUCUGAGGAGCUUCUUCAUGGGUACAUGGCAAUUGCCGAGGAUUUGGUUAAACUUGACCAAGAAACCAAGAAACGGUGUUUGGUUAGGAGUAAAAAAGAGAUUAAAGCCAUUGCUGAUGCCCCAAUUAAUGCAGAUUGAUAUGGUUAUAUCUAUUUCCUAUAGGAAUUUGUUUUGUGCAACAUGCUGGCUUUAAAAAAAAAAAAUUGCCAACAACUGUUUAAUGUGCUGUUUAAGUAUACAGUCAAUUACAAAAGUUUAUAAUUUCUUAUUUUGAAAUAAAGGCUGUUAUCA
Molecule: messenger RNA, 3292 nt
Organism: Dioscorea cayenensis subsp. rotundata (Guinea yam)
Lineage: Eukaryota; Viridiplantae; Streptophyta; Magnoliopsida; Dioscoreales; Dioscoreaceae
Exons: 3
Coding region: 419-3139 (906 amino acids)
Biological process (GO): regulatory ncRNA-mediated gene silencing
Source: RefSeq, a predicted model, not a curated record